CUAUCAAGAUGCGGUUAGCUAAAAAAGGUCCCAACGAGAGGGAGAGUCGCGGUGAGGUGAGCAAUUCCCGGAAAGUUUGUAGGCUUCACGCUCGCAUAUCCCACUUCCUGCUUUUGUAUUCUCAAUUGGUUGUCCACAAUUGCUUAACUACAAUCCAUCUUCUUCGAUCAAUUCAGAUGAGAUGAGGCUUGUCGGAUCACGAAGGAGACGACUCUUGUCGAUCCACGCCGUCCUGAUCGCUUGUGCAUUCUUUACUGGUGUUGGCCUGUUGAAUCUCACUCUCAGGUCCGUCGAUCCAUCUACAGGCAAGGAAUUCCCGAUUCAGAAAACCCGACCAGUUGCAGAAGGAGCUCAUGUAAGUCUCACUGCCAAGACCCAGCUUUCGAGGACCAAAGGAUGCGCCACGGUGGAGGAAAUGGGGGAAAUCUUUAACAGAGGGUUUUGGGAGGAAAGUCUCCAAGUCAGAAGAAAAAUUGAUCUUCAUUUUGCUCUGAAUGGUGCUUCUAGAGUCCGAGGCCUUCCUCCAGAGCAGUUCUGCAGACAUAAUUUUGUUAUAGGGAAAGCAUCAGAAGCGGGUUUUGGGAAUGAGAUGUACAAGAUCUUAACUGCGGGAGCAUUAAGUAUAAUGUUGAAUCGGUCGCUGAUAAUUGGGCAAAAGAGGGGGAUAUAUCCUUUUGGGGAUUACAUUUCUUAUAGUGAUGUUGCCUUUACCUUGAAUGAAGUGAAGCAUCUAUGGAGACAGAAUGAUUGUUUGACUAAAUAUGGAAGGCGGCUUGUAAUGAGGAUUGACGAUUUCCAAAAGCCAGCCAAGACAAGUGUCCUCUGCAGCAACUGGAGGGAGUGGGAGCAACCUAUAAUUUGGAUCCAAAACACGACAGAUGCUGUGGCAGCUCAAUUUUUCUUGAAAAAUGUUUAUUCUGAGAUGAGGAAAUUGAGAAAAGUAUAUGAUCUAUUUGGGCGGCCUGAAAAUCUUCAAUAUAGGCCUAACGUAUUUGGGGAGCUGAUGAGAGUUCUCAUAUCUCCCUCAGAAAAUGUUAAAGAGGCAGUGAAUUGGGUUCUCGGUGACGGGGUGGAUCCCGAUAUUACAUUGCACAUGCGGAUGCUUAUGAAUAGGUCUCUGAGAGCAGUACAGGCAGCAUUGAAUUGCAUCAGAAAAGCCAUGGACAAUCUGCAACUGAAAUCCAGACCCAAGGUGGUUUUGGUUUCAGAUAGCCCCACUUUAAUAAAUGAGGUUGCUCCAUAUAUAAAUGAAUUUGCAGAGGUUCUUCAUUUUGAUUAUGAACGCUUCAAAGGAAAUAUUUCUGGCAAUAAUGGAUUGGGUAGUUUAGAUUUUAGAGUUAAGGAUUGGGGCCCAGCACCUAGAUGGGUUGCAUUUGUUGACUUCUUUCUUGCAUCACGUGCAAAACACGCUAUUGUUUCUGGGGCUCACAGGCGAGUUGGAACAACCUACGCUCAACUAAUCGCAGCACUGGCCAUGGCACACAAACCUGUGGAGGAUUCAAGAUUUUUGUUCAUGAGCAGCUUCCAGAGUAAUUUGGUUUCAGAAGGUUUGGGGAUUCAAAUUGGUUGGGGACAUGUAUGGAACAGAUUUGCAGGUCCUUUAAGCUGUCACAACCAGUCUACUCAAUGUGCUUUCACCCCGAUUCUCCCUCCUGCUUGGUGGGAUGGGCUUUGGCAAUCUCCAACUCCACGGGAUGUCAAGAGGAUGCAAGCAUACGGAAUCCAACUCUCAGGUUUUGGCACGUUUGACGACGAUCACCUCCAUUCUUUCUGUAAUUCGAGGAAAAAUGCUGUGAGAACUGUUCCAGUAAUGUAGGAGUUGGAGUUGGGCCUUGCUUCAUGCACUGUAGGAAGUUUGAUAUGUUACCCAUUAUUGUUAUAUUUUUUACUUCUGUUGUUUCAAUGUCUAAUAAAUGUAUUUUUAUUCCACAGUUAUUUCAAAUUGAUCAUCGAUAUAUGGAUCUAGAUGCAGAAUUACUCUGCCCUUUCAUACAACAAUUUUGUUAAUUUAUUUGAGGUUACAGAAUAUUAAUGAAUCACUCCUAUCUUCUGGUA
Molecule: messenger RNA, 2055 nt
Organism: Camellia sinensis
Lineage: Eukaryota; Viridiplantae; Streptophyta; Magnoliopsida; Ericales; Theaceae
Source: RefSeq, a predicted model, not a curated record